AUGAAGUUCCUCACCAGCGCCCUCUUUCUCUUGGCCUCAGUCACCUCCACCUUCGCUCUUCCCACCAGCGUCGUUGUCUCCGAAACCACAGUCGUAGAAGAUAAGAUCGCCCUCGAAGAGCGCCAGGCCAACGUCGUCUGCGGCUCAAACUCCUACACAUCGGCGCAAUUGACAGCAGCCCGCAACUCCGCUGCCAACUACAUCAAGCAAGGAGGCACUGCGGGAGGCAGCUCGUACCCUCACGUCUACAACAACUACGAAGGUUUCGAUUUCUUGGUUUCCGGAACCUACUACGAAUUCCCUCUGCUGAAAAGCGGAGCUUACACUGGUGGUGAGUUUAACAUUUAUCAUACCUCUCUUUCUGUUAUCCAGACGAUGAAGGCAUAUGUUGGCCCGCAGGGUGUGAAUUCGUGAGAAGAGUAGUUGUUGACUUUGGUCGGAUUUAGGAUCACCCGGCGCCGACCGC
Periconia digitata is the source of this 466-nucleotide messenger RNA. NCBI's taxonomy places the organism in Eukaryota, Fungi, Ascomycota, Dothideomycetes, Pleosporales, Periconiaceae. The record is from the annotation of a GenBank genome assembly.